Marmota flaviventris (yellow-bellied marmot) is the source of this 945-nucleotide messenger RNA. Its product is annotated as olfactory receptor OR51C1-like. The record is from RefSeq and is a predicted model, not a curated record. Gene Ontology annotation, molecular function: olfactory receptor activity; G protein-coupled receptor activity. NCBI's taxonomy places the organism in Eukaryota, Metazoa, Chordata, Mammalia, Rodentia, Sciuridae. Gene Ontology annotation, cellular component: plasma membrane. Gene Ontology annotation, biological process: G protein-coupled receptor signaling pathway.
AUGCCACCCUUCAACCAGAGCAUUUUCCAUCCUGCUGUCUUCUUCCUUACUGGCAUCCCUGGUCUUGAAGCCUCUCACAUCUGGAUCUCCAUCCCAUUCUGUUGUCUGUAUGCCAUUGCCGUCUCUGGGAAUGGCAUGAUCCUAUUUGUCAUCAUCACUGAGUCGAGCCUCCAUGAGCCCAUGUACUAUUUCCUCUCCAUGCUGUCCUUCACAGACCUAGGUUUGUGUCUAUCCACACUGGUCACCAUGCUGGGUAUUUUCUGGUUCAAUGCUCGAGAAAUCAGCUUUGACACCUGCAUUAGCCAAAUGUUCUUUAUUCAUGGCUUCACGUUCAUGGAGUCCUCGGUACUCCUAGCAAUGGCCUUUGACCGCUUCAUUGCCAUCUGUAACCCUCUGCGAUAUUCCAUGAUCUUGACCAAUUCGAGGAUCAUCAAAGUGGGUUUUGCAAUCAUUAUCAGGGGCACAACAGCCCUAGUGCCUUUGCUCCUGCUCCUUAAGCGUCUGUCUUUCUGCCACAGUCAUGUGCUCCACCAUUCCUAUUGCUUCCACCCUGAUGUGAUGAAGCUUUCAUGCACAGACACAAAGAUAAAUAGUGCAUUUGGCCUGGCCAUUGUCAUCUCUACCGCUGGUCUGGACUCUGUGUUAAUCCUUCUCUCCUACGUUCUGAUCAUCCGCUCUGUGCUCAGCAUUGCAUCCGUAGAGGAGCGGAAAAAGGCUUUUGGAACCUGCAUCUCCCACAUCAGUGCUGUUGCCAUCUUCUAUAUUCCCAUGAUCAGCUUGUCUCUGGUGCAUAGAUUUGGGAAGAAUGCCCCUCCUAUUGUGCACACUCUCAUUGCCAAUGUUUAUCUGCUCAUCCCUCCUGUAAUGAAUCCCAUAAUCUACAGUGUGAAGACAAAACAAAUUCGCAAGGCCGUGCUUAAACUAUUUAUUCCCAAGGUAGUUUAG